GCCUGUCAAGAUAUAACCAAACGACACAAGCCCCGAACAUCCAACCUGAACAUCUGACGCAACAGUAACUAACGUUGCUAAAUCCUACAAAACAUUGGGGCAGACACCAUGUCUCCCAGGUUGAAACCAUUGCUGCUACCUCAGCUUGUCGAAGAGCGUCGCAAAUUCGAAGAGCAACAGCCCGAGUUCACAGAAAGCGAAAUGGACCGACAGUACGUUUACUAUACGACAAAUUCUUCGUCUUCCGACGUUGCAUCACCCGUUACACCUACCUUCUCAACAAGGGGACAUCUACGCUACUCCAGUUCAUCUUCAUCACUUGACCUCCCGCCCACCUGCGUCAAUGAAAGCCCAUCGUCGCCAACAUCAACUAUCCACACGAAGUCUUCCAAGAGGCCACUUCCUGAUGUGCAAGAGGAACCGUUGGAGAGAGACGAACUUGACGAAAACACUAUCUUGGCUGAGCCGUUCGAUUUGUACAACUGCUUGUGUAAGUCGGCUUCUGCUUCUGUUGACUAGCUCGACACUAAUAUGACCAAAUAGGCGACGAGCCAUGCAUCCACCACGAGAGCUCUGAGACGCUCAACAGCGUGUACCCUGCCGGUUUCGAUAUCGACUAUGACCUUGGAUUUUCCAGUGAUGGCGAUUUUACAUCCACGUUGGAUACAAAGAGGAGUGGAACCGAAUCUCCCUUCUCCGGCUUGGCUACACGUUUGGGGUCACGGUUUCCACAGCUCUCGCGAUGGAAGUCUACAAAGCGGGCACAGUUGACUGCUUCGCCU
Messenger RNA from Colletotrichum acutatum, 782 nucleotides. RefSeq lists its product as uncharacterized. The record is from RefSeq and is a predicted model, not a curated record. The transcript has a single exon. The coding region runs from base 109 to 519 and encodes 136 amino acids. NCBI's taxonomy places the organism in Eukaryota, Fungi, Ascomycota, Sordariomycetes, Glomerellales, Glomerellaceae.